Molecule: messenger RNA, 723 nt
Organism: Pedinophyceae sp. YPF-701
Lineage: Eukaryota; Viridiplantae; Chlorophyta; Pedinophyceae
Source: the annotation of a GenBank genome assembly
AUGGCGGCGGGAGGGAUGAUGAUGCGCGCUGGCGGGCUGCGAGCGGGCGUGGAGCGGGGAGCACAGCAGCACCAGAGGAGAGGCAGGGCCCGCACGGCCACGGUCGUGCGCCGCGCGGGGCUCUUCGGCGGGAUGUUUGGCGGCAAGAAAGACGAGGAUAAGAAGGCCGCGCCCGCGAAGCCGCAGCCACCACCGAGCCAGGAGGCCGGGGCGCCGACCCCGCGGUACGCAACAGUGGUGGAGACCCCGGACUACGAGCUGCGCCUCUACAAGCCGUUCUACGCGGUGCAAACGCCGUACAAUGUACGCGACGAGGGCUUCGAGGCACUGAGCAGCUAUCUGGGCGGCGAAAACGACAAGAACAUGCGGCUGCCGGCCUCACAGCCGGUCUUCAUGAACUAUGUGCCUGGCGAGCCGAAAAGGAUGUCCCUCAUGAUCCAGCUGCCCGACGACGGCGACUCCGACGUGCCCCCGAACCCCGCCAACGCAGACGCGACCAUCGAGGUGCUGGCGGGGCAGACAGUGGCCGUGAAGAAGUCGUUCGGAAACCUGACGCCGGAGGCCGCGGACGCGAUGCGCACGGCGCUGCUCGAGGAGCUCCGCCGGGACGGCAUCCCGCCCGGGCCGGACGCGGAGUCCGGCAGCUUCGUCAUCGCGCAGUACGGACCCCUGUUCUCGCUGCAGGCGCAGAAGCGCGAGGUGAUGGUGAACGUCAAGGUCUGA